Ascochyta rabiei is the source of this 489-nucleotide messenger RNA. RefSeq lists its product as uncharacterized. Bases 1 to 489 code for a protein of 162 amino acids. NCBI's taxonomy places the organism in Eukaryota, Fungi, Ascomycota, Dothideomycetes, Pleosporales, Didymellaceae. The record is from RefSeq and is a predicted model, not a curated record. The transcript has a single exon.
AUGGGUGGAAGACUAUCAACGCCAAAGGGAGCGGAUGGCAUGAACGAGAGUUCGAAGCCGCACUCGAACAAUGCGCCUGCCCGCCUCUCGCGGGGCCGCGGUAUCGUUAAUGGCAGGGUAAGCACAGUCGAGGAUGACAUAGACAUGCACAACGCUGAGUCCAAACAGACCAUUAUGGCGCCCUUGGCUGCUCUUACCAUGGCUGGACUCCUCUUCGUGUACACAAGAACAUCGAUACGCGCCGCCAAGUUGAACGCCCAAAAGCAUAGGGAAGCAGAUGGAGGACAGAUUAGCUGGCACAAGGAAAGCUUGAGGCGGCACGGGCAGCUCGAACGUCUGGACAACGACAACAGCACCUUGAAAGAGGCGUUCGUCGGGAGCUUCUCUGGUGGCAAGAAGCGCAAAGAUUCCGAGACGGAAGAGAAGCUGCGGACAGACAGGUCCAAAGACGAGGAGGAGCUGCGUAAGCUCAUGGGCAAGAAAGAUUAA